UGCCGUGGUUCGAAACCGACCUCCGCCGUUCCACUUCCCCCAUCCGGGAUUGGGCAACCUGGCAGCAUCCAAGGUUGCAUCGUGCAUCCUUUGCGUGGUAUAGCCGCUAGGCACCGAAGGGGUGUUACAGCGGAAACAUUUUCACUUUAUUUUCUAUUUUAUCUCCUUUCAUUGACGGCAUCAUGUGGUGAGACGGCUCAAUGGUUAGAACGCGAGUUUGCUGACCGGAAAGUCCGUGGUUCGAACCCGACCCCUGCAUCUCGAAUUCCCCCGUCUGUGUUUGGGCAACCUGGCAGUAUCAAGGUCUCGUGCCUCAUUACGGGUGGCAUUGCAGCUAGGCAUCGAAAGUGUGUCACAGCUGAACGGUUUUUUCGGCCUUCGUGA
Molecule: messenger RNA, 384 nt
Organism: Opisthorchis viverrini
Lineage: Eukaryota; Metazoa; Platyhelminthes; Trematoda; Opisthorchiida; Opisthorchiidae
Exons: 2
Source: RefSeq, a predicted model, not a curated record